This is a messenger RNA of Oryctolagus cuniculus (rabbit), 2664 nucleotides long. RefSeq names its product TEA domain transcription factor 4 (gene TEAD4). Gene Ontology annotation, cellular component: transcription regulator complex. The record is from RefSeq and is a predicted model, not a curated record. Gene Ontology annotation, molecular function: DNA-binding transcription factor activity, RNA polymerase II-specific; RNA polymerase II cis-regulatory region sequence-specific DNA binding. Gene Ontology annotation, biological process: hippo signaling; embryonic organ development; regulation of transcription by RNA polymerase II. Lineage: Eukaryota; Metazoa; Chordata; Mammalia; Lagomorpha; Leporidae.
GUGUCUGGGGAGUGGGGCAGACGCCAGGGAUUCGCAGGGGGCGGGGGUCCAAGUUGCCGAAAGGACCGGAGAGAGAGGGCGCACCGAGAACGCGGCUCCAGAAAAGACCCCAGAGCGCGUUGCCCCCUUUCUGCUGGGCCCUUUUUGGGCCUGGAAGACAGCGCUGGAGGAAGGUGUAGUGACUGUUCCACGGGCAGGUCCAACGGGCGCUCCUCCAAGCGGAGCCUUGGAGGGCAAGGCCGGCACCAUUACCUCCAACGAGUGGAGCUCUCCCAACUCCCCUGAGGGGAGCAACGUCUCUGGGGGCAGUCAGGCACUGGACAAGCCCAUCGACAACGAUGCUGAGGGUGUGUGGAGCCCGGACAUCGAGCAGAGCUUCCAGGAGGCCCUGGCCAUCUACCCGCCCUGUGGCCGGCGUAAAAUCAUCCUGUCGGACGAAGGCAAGAUGUACGGUCGGAAUGAGCUGAUUGCCCGCUACAUCAAGCUUCGGACAGGGAAGACCCGCACCAGGAAGCAGGUCUCCAGCCACAUCCAGGUGCUAGCUCGUCGUAAAGCCCGCGAGAUCCAGGCCAAGCUCAAGGAUCAGGCAGCUAAGGACAAGGCCCUGCAGAGCAUGGCUGCCAUGUCGUCCGCCCAGAUCAUCUCGGCCACGGCCUUCCACAGUAAAGUGGCCCUCGCCCGGGGCCCGGGCUACCCAGCAGUCUCAGGGUUUUGGCAGGGAGCUUUGCCAGGCCAAGCCGGAACGUCCCAUGAUGUGAAACCUUUCUCUCAACAGCCCUACUCUGUCCAGCCUCCGCUGCCUCUGCCAGGGUUCGAGUCUCCUGCAGGACCCACCCCGUCGCCCUCAGCGCCUCCAGCACCCCCAUGGCAGGGCCGCAGUGUGGCCAGCUCCAAGCUGUGGAUGUUGGAAUUCUCAGCCUUCCUGGAGCAGCAGCAAGACCCGGACACGUACAACAAGCACCUGUUCGUACACAUCGGCCAGUCAAGCCCGAGCUACAGUGACCCCUACCUCGAAGCCGUGGACAUACGCCAGAUCUAUGACAAAUUCCCAGAAAAGAAGGGAGGCCUCAAGGAGCUCUUUGAACGGGGACCCUCCAAUGCCUUCUUCCUUGUGAAGUUCUGGGCAGACCUCAACACCAACAUCGAGGAUGAAGGCAGCUCCUUCUACGGAGUCUCCAGCCAAUACGAGAGUCCUGAGAACAUGAUCAUCACCUGCUCCACCAAGGUCUGCUCCUUCGGCAAGCAGGUGGUGGAGAAGGUUGAGACAGAGUAUGCUCGCUAUGAGAACGGCCACUACUCGUACCGCAUCCACCGCUCGCCGCUCUGCGAGUACAUGAUCAACUUCAUCCACAAGCUGAAGCACCUGCCCGAGAAGCACAUGAUGAACAGCGUGCUGGAGAACUUCACCAUCCUGCAGGUGGUCACCAACAGGGACACACAGGAGACCUUGCUGUGCAUCGCCUACGUCUUCGAGGUGUCGGCCAGUGAGCACGGGGCUCAGCACCACAUCUACCGGCUGGUGAAGGAGUGAGACGCAGGGAGCGGGGAGGGGGGAGGGGCCCUGCAGGGGCAGCCUGCGGAGGUGCCACAGGGGAGCCGAGCCGCGUGGCCGUGACUCUUCUUCCUACCCAGCAACAGACUGUGCCUGAGCCUGCAGUGCCCAACCCCCAAUAAACCCACGGUGUUGUGUAUUUUCGGAGGACCUGGUCUGGCUGUAUGAGCCUCGGGAGGGGCUGAGGGCCGCCUGUGGGCAGACCGGAAGUGGUGCCCAGAGAGGCCCUGGCCCUGGGCGGACUCAGCCAGGAACCUGGCCCAACGCCGAAGCUCCGCUGCGAUGGCCCCUGCGCUGUGGUGCCGGCUGCACCGGGAGGCCCGAGGAUAGAUCCAUGCAUGGACCCUGGCGCCCACGGCCUUGUGUGUGUGACUGCCUCUGUGCUCCCUGGCCACCCUGCUGCUCCCCUCCGGCCGGCCCAUGCCACCAGGCCUAGGGUUUUAGGUGUGGAGGUGACAGGUGUCGGAAGGGGACAAGCUCAGAGCUCUCCCAGGAGUUCUCGUCCGUCUCCCCCAUCGCCGUCUCCGUGGCCACAGCUGGGGGUCGUGGUUCCAGAUCCCCGGGGGCCCCAGGCAGGCUCUGCAGAGGCAGCCCAGGCAAUCUGAAGGCAGAGAAGAUCAGGAGGUCGGUCUGCAGUGUGGCGUGCCCGUGGCCCUCGGGGGCCCCUGUUCAGAUGUUUUCUGGGUGCCCAGAGCUGGGGCCCUGCUUGGAGCCAGCCCUAGGCUGUCUGGCGCCUGCACACCGGGCAGUUUCUCUGCUCCCUGGGCAUGAGGAGCAGGGAGUGCACCCCGCCUAGGCCCCGCUUGGUUGGCUGCUCUUGAGAGAGCCAGUGGGGCCUUAGGUUAGGCUGCCAUGGCCUGGGGGCCCUGCCAGCCUUGGUACCUUUUCUUCCCUGUAAAGUGGAAGGAGGGGAGAGAGAGGCUGGGACCUGCCUGGUGCACACAGGCUGAGAGCAGGUCUGAUGAGCACCCUCCCCGCCCUCAGCUCGCUGCUGCCACCUGCUGACGCUGGUAUCCUCUGCUGGGUCAAGGGCAGAGGAUUGAAACCACAGACCUACAAGGGUGCCUGGUGCUCCAGAUGUUCAAUGGGAAUAUGAAAAUUAGAUUUUUUUU